Rhagoletis zephyria (snowberry fruit fly) is the source of this 539-nucleotide messenger RNA. RefSeq names its product farnesol dehydrogenase-like. The record is from RefSeq and is a predicted model, not a curated record. Lineage: Eukaryota; Metazoa; Arthropoda; Insecta; Diptera; Tephritidae.
UCAGCAUGGAGCGUUGGCAAGGCAAAGUUGCUAUGGUAACUGGUGCCAGCAGCGGCAUCGGUGCCGCUUGUGCUAAGGCAUUGGUCUGCGCUGGUUGUGUUGUUGUGGGGCUAGCUCGUCGCCAGGAACGGAUCGCGCAACUCCAACAAGAAUUGCCAACUCGAGUGCGCUCCAAUUUGCACUCCUACAAAUGUGACAUCACACGUGAGGAAAGUGUGCGGGAUGCGUUUAAAUGGACCGAACAGAGGCUUGGCGCCGGUGUUGAUAUACUGGUGAAUAAUGCCGGUAUUAUAGCGACUACAGAGCUAAGUGGGGCACAAAAUACGAACGAGAUACGCGCCACCAUCGAUACGAAUCUGUUGGGCACCAUUUUUUGUACACGCGAGGCUUUCAAUGCGAUGCGUGAACGCAAUAUUGAGGGUCAUGUAGUGAUUAUUAAUAGUGUAGCUGGAUUACAGGUACCUAAUUUGAGACCUGAUUUGCCAUCAUUGAAUGUAUAUCCGGCAACGAAGUUCGCUUUACGAGCGAUGAACGAAAUU